Messenger RNA from Aspergillus uvarum CBS 121591, 1059 nucleotides. Its product is annotated as PaaI family thioesterase. The record is from RefSeq and is a predicted model, not a curated record. The coding region runs from base 99 to 782 and encodes 227 amino acids. NCBI's taxonomy places the organism in Eukaryota, Fungi, Ascomycota, Eurotiomycetes, Eurotiales, Aspergillaceae. The transcript has a single exon.
CCACUACGGGGCAAUCAGUUCCGGACUUUAUACUCUACGCACUUCUUUUCUUUCUCCUGUCCCCUUUCUUCCACAACCCCAUAUCUCAACCCCACGUCAUGUCCCCUUCGAUCUCCAUUCUCAAACAACCACAUCCCCCCGCCCUCGAACCAUUUCGGGCUGCCGUUCCCCCGGUGCUGACCCGGUUGUUGCAUCAUCCCGAAUACUUUCCCAUCCGCACCUGGUCACGCAUUUUCAAAUCCGAGUCAGGUGAGGAUGGCUAUUUUGCCAGGACACUGGCCUCCCCAUUGACGAUUCCCCAUGUCUGCACCCUCCGUCGCCAACCGGAACUGCUCGCACCCCUCCCUGAUAUUGCUCCUGUCUGGCCCGCUCCCAACUCGGUGUCUCAAAUUGAGAACCCAGAUCUCUACUUAGUCUUGCAGCUAGCGACGCCAGGGAUCUCCGGUCAUCCCUCCACCGCUCAUGGCGGUCUCUUGGCGACCUGCAUCGAUGAGGCCAUGUCCUAUGCCGUCGCAUUGCACGCCCCGGAGACAGGCGCCGCCGGGGCUCUCUCCGCCCACCACCCGCGCGGCAUGCUGUACACUGCCCAGCUGGACAUUCGUUAUCGCGCACCCGUCGCCGUCCCGGGCUAUGCGCUUGUCCAGGCCAAGGUAUUGGCGCGGGUAGGUCGCAAGUUCUGGGUGCAUGCUCAAAUCCUACAGCCAGGCGAGGCGGACGAGGACCCGCUCCGCGUUACAACCGAUGCAAUUGCCUUUUGGCUUCAAACGAAAGCAGCCUUGUGAAUCGCGUGGCGUCUCAGGUGCGAUUCUAAAGAAUUCAAGGCCUCGCACAGCAAAGACCCUGCUGAUCGAAUGCGAGUCCUUGCAUUUUUCUUGCACAUAUUAAUGCUACUAGAUAGAUUUAUGUAUAUCUCUUCAUUUGUCUACAUACCUUUACUGAAGAUAGAGAUUCUUUAUUUAUUGACAUACACACUCGAGACCAGCCCAUGACAUUGGCCUCCGAAGACUUCUACAACUUCGGCCGACGUCCUAGAUUGCGGCUCGCACUCACCACCAAGCC